ACAGAUCUGACCCUCCCAGGAGGGCCCGUCCCCCGGCCCACAGCCAGUCACAGGCCCCGUCCUUCCAAAACACUGCCCUAUCAGAGGCCAAGCUCUCUAGGAAUUACCUACCCUUUUAAUGUCCCGCCCCUAUGACGGACCCAAUCGAAGGGCUCUCCCUCCCCGAAACCCCGCUCCCGGACCGGCGUGUCUCAGGUUUGCGCCACUCUAGGCUGAAGCGGCGGAUGACGCAACCGGGCCGCGCCGCGAGAAGGUCACACGGUUCUCCAACAUGGCGGCGGCGGCGGCGCUGCGGAGUGGCUGGUGCCGCUGUCCACGGAGAUGCCUCGGCAGUGGAAUCCAAUUCCUUUCCAGCCACAACCUACUCCACGGGUCGACCUAUCAGAUGCGCCGGCCGGGCGGAGAGCUAACACUGUCCAAAUCAUAUUCUUCUGGAAACAGAAAAGGCUUUCUGUCCGGCUUGCUAGAUAAUGUCAAACAAGAAUUAGCCAAAAACAAAGAAAUGAAAGAAAGUAUAAAAAAAUUCCGUGACGAGGCCAGAAGGCUAGAAGAAUCAGACGUGCUCCAGGAGGCCAGAAGGAAAUACAAAACCAUCGAGUCAGAAACCAUGCGGACGAGCGAGGUGCUACGGAAGAAGCUUGGGGAGCUGACGGGCACCGUGAAGGAGAGCCUUCAUGAAGUCAGUAAAAGUGAUCUGGGUCGGAAAAUCAAGGAGGGUGUGGAAGAAGCAGCCAAGACAGCCAAGCAGUCAGCCGAGUCGGUAUCCAAAGGUGGGGAGAAGCUGGGCAGGACGGCGGCCUUCAGAGCCCUCUCCCAGGGGGUGGAGUCGGUGAAGAAGGAAAUUGACGACAGCGUCCUGGGGCAGACCGGGCCCUACCGGAGGCCCCAGCGACUCCGGAAGAGAACGGAGUUUGCGGGAGAGAAGUUCAAGGAGGAGAAAGUGUUUGAGCCAAAUGAGGAGGCCCUGGGGGUCGUGCUGCACAAGGACUCCAAGUGGUACCAGCAGUGGAAGGACUUCAAGGAGAACAACGUGGUGUUUAACCGGUUCUUCGAGAUGAAGAUGAAGUAUGAUGAAAGCGACAACGCGUUCAUCCGGGCAUCCCGGGCCCUUACGGACAAGGUCACCGACUUGCUGGGGGGCCUGUUCUCCAAGACGGAGAUGUCGGAGGUUCUCACAGAGAUCCUCCGGGUGGACCCAGCCUUUGACAAGGACCGGUUUCUGAAGCAGUGCGAGAACGACAUCAUCCCCAAUGUCCUGGAGGCCAUGAUUUCUGGAGAGCUUGACAUUCUCAAAGACUGGUGCUAUGAAGCUACUUACAGCCAGCUGGCCUACCCCAUCCAGCAGGCCAAGGCGCUGGGUCUCCAGUUCCAUUCUCGCAUCCUAGACAUUGACAACAUUGACCUGGCCAUGGGCAAGAUGAUGGAGCCGGGGCCGGUGCUCAUCAUCACUUUCCAGGCGCAGCUGGUGAUGGUGGUCCGGAACCCUAAAGGCGAGGUGGUGGAGGGCGACCCGGACAAGGUGCUGCGGAUGCUGUAUGUGUGGGCGCUCUGCCGAGACCAGGACGAGCUCAACCCCUACGCGGCCUGGCGGCUGCUGGACAUCUCAGCCUCCAGCACCGAGCAGAUCCUCUGAGUGCGGUGCCACAGCUAGGGAGCCCCUGGCUGGGUCAUCAGGCACAGAGGCACCACGACACCCCCUGCAGCAACUCCAGACCUCUGGGAACAAGACUGCGGGCUCUGCCCCCAGCUCUGCCAGAAGAGCUGCAAGACCAGCUGGCCGGGGAGGGGACAACGGGCUGCUGCGGGUGCCUGGCAGCUGGAGACACUCCCCCCAGGGCCGGCGCCUGCCCUGUUGCUCUGCCCUGCAGGGGUCCCGGUGCCUGGUCACCUGGGGUGCACACAGGCCACCCAGUGCCAAGAGGCCCCAGGGCCCAGGGACUCCCUCCACAGCAGGGUGGGACCCGGGACCUACUGCUCAGUGGCCCGCUGGUCACGUCAGCUAAGCCACUUUAGGUCCAUUUUUUAUUUUAACAGUGCUCUUCCAUUCUGUGCGUAAGCCCGAGAUUUGGAAAGAAUAAAACACCGAAUUGCAGAAGAGCA
Messenger RNA from Mandrillus leucophaeus (drill), 2100 nucleotides. RefSeq names its product translocase of inner mitochondrial membrane 44 homolog (yeast) (gene TIMM44). The transcript is spliced from 13 exons. Lineage: Eukaryota; Metazoa; Chordata; Mammalia; Primates; Cercopithecidae. Gene Ontology annotation, cellular component: mitochondrial inner membrane. The record is from RefSeq and is a predicted model, not a curated record. The coding region runs from base 272 to 1633 and encodes 453 amino acids. Gene Ontology annotation, molecular function: protein-folding chaperone binding. Gene Ontology annotation, biological process: protein import into mitochondrial matrix.